AUGGCACGCGCAUUCAAGUCCCGCCGCAACGCCCCCAAGAACCUUGAAGGCCAGCGUAUCGACCUUGGUGAGCAGGAACAAGCGGCUGCGCGUGCUGCUGACCGAGAUGGACGUGUGCUCUCUGUGCGCGGCAUGAACGCCAUGGCGCGUGCAGUGACGGCUCGUGAGAACGCUGGCAGCUUUCGGAUGGCCGCGAUUCUGGCGCGUAGGGCCGCUCUUACGGUUCAUAAGGCGGAUCACGAGGGCGAAGAGAGCCUCACGGAGGAGGAGAAGAAGAUGGUGCAGCAGCAGGCUGACCGGGAGACCACGGAAGCUGCUGCUAAGGCUGCCAGGAGCAUGCAGCCGAGUAUCUCGAAUCCUCCCGCCCUGACCAACUCGCGUACAACCACCAACAACGCCGCCACUCGCCCAGCGAUCGAUCCGCGCAACCCCUAUAACGAUCUUUACAUGGCCAACAGACUCGAGAGGGAGGACAGAUCAACGGGGACGUCACGAACAACAGCACAACAACCUCCUCUGCCCAUCCGCGACCCCGGCACCAUGCAGAUGCCGCCCCCUGACCGCCCCCUCCGCCCGACUCCCACCGCCGCUGAUCCCAACUACUUCACACCCUCCAUCAUGCGCAAUGGCUCAGCCAUGGUGCCACCACCACCUCCCACCCAUCCGACACGACGGCGCCAGCAGCUCGUCGGGACUCGAUCAUGGCGCCCUCGCCAGCUCAUGCCCCCGCAAAUUUCCCACCACCGUCAGUUCCCGCCGCACCGUCACCAGUCUUCAAGGCGGGACAGGUGCAGUUCGCGAUCAGCAAAGAGAUCCGUGAUCGGAAAGGCUACCUCCCUGCGCAGACUCGUCGGAUCGAAGACGGACUGGAUGAUGGGAACGGAAAGAACAGUGGGGCGACAUGUUGUUCCCUGA
Messenger RNA from Saxophila tyrrhenica, 915 nucleotides. RefSeq lists its product as uncharacterized. NCBI's taxonomy places the organism in Eukaryota, Fungi, Ascomycota, Dothideomycetes, Mycosphaerellales, Extremaceae. The transcript has 2 exons. The record is from RefSeq and is a predicted model, not a curated record. The coding region runs from base 1 to 915 and encodes 304 amino acids.